Trichomycterus rosablanca is the source of this 817-nucleotide messenger RNA. It is a transcript of the gene arl15a, whose product is annotated as ADP-ribosylation factor-like 15a. The transcript is spliced from 5 exons. Gene Ontology annotation, molecular function: GTP binding; GTPase activity. The record is from RefSeq and is a predicted model, not a curated record. Lineage: Eukaryota; Metazoa; Chordata; Actinopteri; Siluriformes; Trichomycteridae. The coding region runs from base 1 to 666 and encodes 221 amino acids.
AUGGGCGUUGGAACACAACCGUCCAGGCUCAGACGACUCCCCAGCGACAGGUCAGAUAUUUGUGGGGGGCGUCACCGCUUCCUCAGCUCCGUGUCCACGUGUUGCCAAAAACUGUGCUGCAAGGGUCCCCCUACUCCUAGACCGGAGUUCGACGUGGUCUGCAUCGGACUUAGCGGCGCCGGCAAGAGCAGUCUGAUUUCCGGCCUCUGCAACGAAGGAACCGAAGGCAUCGUACCCACCCAAGGUUUUCGCAUCAAGGCGGUACCUUUCCCGAAUGCGGUGCUGAAUGUGAAGGAACUUGGAGGGGCAGACAGUAUCAAGAAGUACUGGAGCCGCUACUACCAGGGCUCCCAGGGGGUGAUAUUCGUCCUCAACAGCACCAUUUCGGACGAGGAGAUGACGCUCUGCCGAUCUGAGCUCCAGCAGGCCCUGCAGCAUCCCCAGCUUUGCACGCUCCCCGUUCUCAUCCUUGCCAACCACCAGGACUCGCCGGCCGCCCGCUCCGUCCCCGAGAUAAAGAAGUAUUUUGAAUCUGAGCCCACGCCGACAGGGAAGAGAUGGAUCCUCGAAGGCAGCUCGAUAAACAACGUGGAGCUGAUCAGGCAGAGCGUCGGACGGCUGAUCGGGCUUUUGGAACAGAAGGAGCUACGACCUGACAGAAUAUAAUUUAAGACAUGAAAGAAGAUCAGCCAGACAAAAUAAAAGUUCUUUAUUUGCAUUUAGGAAGAUUUGUUUUGGCCCCAGGAGUAGCAGGAGUUGUUUAUUUUUACCUCUUACUUAAAAUAGCUUUUAUCACUGAAGAAGGAAAACAGAAACG